Molecule: messenger RNA, 1377 nt
Organism: Scomber japonicus (chub mackerel)
Lineage: Eukaryota; Metazoa; Chordata; Actinopteri; Scombriformes; Scombridae
Exons: 12
Coding region: 12-1376 (454 amino acids)
Molecular function (GO): interleukin-17 receptor activity
Source: RefSeq, a predicted model, not a curated record
ACGGGUGCGUAAUGGGUAAGGGGCUACACGGCAGUCCGGUCUUCAUGAUGUGGGGGAUCACACUGAUACUCGUCUCCUCUGUUGCGGCUCAGGUGACAGCGAAUGAACCUGAGGUGCAUUGUGGUGAAUCUCAUGAUUUUCCUCCGGUCAGUGACACUUCUCCAUCUUUCCUGGCGGACAUGAAAGCUGAGCAAGUGGCAGGAACACAUAUGAUUAAUAUAAGCUGGGCAAUCAACAUUGAUGGUAGCAUCCAAUAUUUGACAGGCACUCGUAUCGUAAUGGAUUUCUCAAUUUACCUCUGUACAUACAACCCACCUUUGAAUGAGACAACCUCCACUUCACAGAAAUGGUUUCAUUAUUUAGUAAAAGCAAGCCCUGGCUACUACUCUAUUCAAGUUGCCAAUCUGCCUUUACCACCGACUAACAGCGGCCUGUCUUACAUAUACAAGGAAGUUACAAUACAUAGUACAACAAACCGUAGAACCUCACCAAAGCCUCCUGAAGUUAAAGGUAGAACCUCACCAAAGCUGACUGAAGUUCCUAGAAUUAUGAUGAUUGCUGAGACCCCUACUCCAGAACCGAAAGCACCAUCCAGCCGCACAGUGGCGGCCAUUUUUGGAGGACUGGCCUGUUUGAUGAUCCUGACUUCUUGCAUAAUUUUCUUGUGUUGCAACUUAUCACAGAGAAGCUAUGGAACGAACCUCACUACAGCAUUGCGUUUCAAGAGGUUGCCUACAUCUCCCACGGUUCCUGUCUCUGUCCUCAUGGUCUACCCUGCUGAGAAUUUAGCCUUCCAGCGGGCCGUGCUAGCCUUGGCAGAGUUCCUGCAGUGGCAUGGUGGCUGCAGUGUGGCUAUCGACAUGUGGCAGCAGGGGAAGAUCGCCGAGCUGGGGCCGAUGCGCUGGCUGGCAGAACAGGCCAAGGCUGCAGAGCAAGUUCUCAUCAUCGCCCCACAGCCCUGCGACUCUCCUCCCAACAGUAGCUCCCCAGGACCCUCCAUCCCAGCUGCAGCUCAUGACCUUUACCCCCUGAUUCUCAACAUGGUGGCGAGUCACGCAAAGAGUGCCACAGAGCUGGCUCAGUUCUGGGUAGUGCAGAUGGGUGAGCAGCAGGACAAGAGGCUCGCUAACCUGCCGCUGGAAUUGGGGGCCUGCAAGAGUUUUUGUUUGAUGAAGGACUUGAACAAGCUCUGCCAGAGUCUUUAUACUCAGAGGCAGGAUGACAAGAAGAACACAUUAGAUCUGUUCUUUAGACCAGGGAUUGCCUACAGUGAGAAGGAUACAGUGAAGUUAAGAGAAACUGUUGAAAAGCUAAGCGGACAUCAGCCAAGCAUUUCCAGUGAGCCUCAACCAUUAAAAUCUGUUAUCUCUGUUUGAA